AUGUCGUGGUUAAGAAAUGCGGUGAACUUGGCCGUAGAAGCAGGGGCCGGCAAGAGCCUCACUCGCACCGUUCGUAACUACGCCGACACCGUCGUCCUCCAUGCAGGCAAUGCCGUCGCCGGUGGAGCCAAACUUAUCCUCCCUGACCGCAUUGGUCCGCGGAAUUUACAGAGCUUUAAGCAUACUGUGAAAAGAUUGGAGGAAGUGUCGGUUUCGUGUAGAGGGAUAGAGAGAGUUCAGCUCUUGCGAAGGUGGUUGGUUGCUCUUAAAGAAAUUGAGAGAUUGACUGCCAUUUACAAUUAUCAGGAAAGGAACUCUGAAGAUCACAUCAUGUCCGAUGAAAACUCUGAUUCCCCGAAAAGACCUACCCUGGUUUAUUAUGUUGACGCUGAUAUGGGUGAUGAACCGAAAACAUUUCGCGAUGUCUUUCUCCAUAGCCAAGCUCUUGAAGGCAUAACAUUGUCCAUGAUUCUUGAAGAACCAACUGAGGAAGAAGUUUCACUACUUCUGGAGAUAUAUGGGCUCUGUCUUACAGGAGGAAGGGAAGUACAUGGUGUAGUGAUGAGCAGUGUACAGAAUUUGGCAAAAGCACUUUCAUUCUACCAAGAUGAAGUACUGAUAAAGCGAGAAGAAUUGCUCCAGUUGGCUCAAAAUGCAAUUUCAGGGCUUAAAAUAAAUGCUGAUCUCACAAGAAUAGAUGCUGAAGCCUGCAGCAUAAGGGAAGAACUUGAUAAACUAAUGGCACUACAGCAGCCUUUAAGUGAAAGUUAUAACAAUUCAUCUGAGACAGAAAGAGAUGCAACGGUAGAGAAUUUAAAAGCAGCGCUCGUAGAAAUUCAAUUAUGUUCCCGGUUAGAGUCACUGUUACUAAAGAAGAAAUCCUUGAGCAAUGGGGAUUCACCUGAGCUGCACACUGAAAAGGUUGAGAAAUUGAAAGUAUUAUCAGAAUCUCUUGCUAAUUCUACCUCACAGGCAGAAAAGCGCAUUUUGGACCACAGAUAUCAGAAAGAAGAAGCACUUAACUUUCGUGUAGCUAAAGCUAAUGAAGUAAGCCAACUUGAGAAGGAUUUGGUGGCAGAGAUUGCUCAAACGGAGAGGCAAAGAGAAGAACUCCAAGAAGCACUGAAGAAGGUCAUUAUCUCAUUGAAUGUUCUUCGUGGGCGCCUUCACAAUGCGAGAGAAGAAAGAGAACAAUUUGAUGAAGCAAGUAAUCAGAUUAUUGUACACUUAAAAUCAAAGGAAGAUGAACUUUCACGAUCCAUUGAUUCAUGUAGAGCAGAAGUUGAUGUUGUCAAUACCUGGAUUUGUUUUUUGGAAGAUACCUGGGUUCUCCAGGCAUCAUACACAGAGAAAAAGGAGAAGCAGGUCAAUGAGGAACUGGAGAAAUAUGGAGGCUAUUUUGUGAACUUGGUAAUCCAUCUUCUCUCUACUUAUAAGGAAAGCUUGCGUUCAUCCAUCACUUGUAUCAGGAAUCUUGUGGAGAGAAUGCGUUUAACUGAAGGUUCAAGUAUACCACUCGGUAAAGAUGAUGGAAGUUCAAGCAGAAGUAACCCUAGGAAAAAUAUUGAAGAGGAAUAUCUGGAUGUGGAAGCCAAGUUAUUGACCACCUUGAGUGUAGUAGACACCAUGAAGAGGCAAUUCUAUGUUCAAAAUGAAGGCAUCUACAGGAAAGAUGGCCAGAAGGUCAAAGAGCUCUUCAAUGACCUCAAGAACAUAAAAGAUGAGUUUGACUCCAUUGAAAGACCUGUAUUGGUAAUUGAAGCUUCACCACGAAAACCAGACACACCACCUAGUGAUGGGCCGUUUUUAAGUCCAACUCCUACCUCUACCUCACCAUUGGGAAUCAGGACUCCAUUUUUCAAACGGGACGGUUCAUCCAAAUCUUCGUUGUUUAAGAAGGAGAAGAAACUAGAUCAAAAUGAAGAGUCAGUAAAAUUAGAUCCACCUCUGGCUACUAGGUCUCCUCACUCUUCCUCGGAUAAGGAGGAGAAGAAAUCAGAGCCAAAGGUAGAAGCCAAGUUAUAUCGAGGACUUGAUAUUGAGAGCAGAGAAGGCUCAGCAGAAUUUGAGAUUACUGAUUGGGUGUUUGAUGAACUUGAAAAGUCAGUAGACACCCCUUCUCCUGCUAAAGAAAUCACCACUGCUUCUGCCAAAGAAAACACCACUGCUCCUUCCAAAGAUAUCACGACUGCUCUUGCUAAGGAAAUCACCACAGCUCCCCCUUCCAAAGAUAUCACCACUACUCCUCCUUCCAAAGAAAACACCACUGUUGCUCUUCCCCAAGAAAAUGCCACUGCUCCUUCCAAAGAAAACACCCUUGCUCCUGCUAAGGAAAACACCACUGCUACUCCUUCCAAAGAAUGCACCACUGCUCCUGCUAAGGAAAUCACCACUGCUCCGGCCGAAGAAAAGAUCACUGCUCCUGUUAAGGAGAUCACCACAGUCCCCGCUAAAGAAAUCACCCCUGCUCCGGCCCAAGAAAACAUCACUGCUGUUGUUAAGGAGAUCACCACUGUUCCUCCUUCUAAAGAUAUCACCACUACUCCGGCCCAAGAAAACACCACUGCUCCCGCUAAGGAAGUCACCACUGCUCCUGCCAACGAAAACGCCACUGCUAAUGCAAACGAGAACACCACCCCUCCUUCUCAAGUAAACGCUUCUGCUCAUGCCAGUGAAAACACCACUGUUGAUCCAAACAGGGAAAACACCACUACUGCUUCUGCCAAGGAAAACACCACUACUGCUCCUUCUCAAGUAAACGCUGCUGCUCAUGCCAGCGCAACCACCACUGCCGUUCCUACCAAGGAAACAACACUGCUGCUCCUCCCAAGGACGACACCACUGUUAACCAGUAGGAAAAAUAGGCCUAAUGCAUAA
Messenger RNA from Fragaria vesca subsp. vesca, 2877 nucleotides. RefSeq lists its product as uncharacterized. The transcript has 18 exons. The record is from RefSeq and is a predicted model, not a curated record. Bases 1 to 2877 code for a protein of 958 amino acids. NCBI's taxonomy places the organism in Eukaryota, Viridiplantae, Streptophyta, Magnoliopsida, Rosales, Rosaceae.